AUGGCUGAUCAGAAGACCCCGUUGACCAAGGCGUUUGUGGUCGAGCAUCUGGAUCCGGAACUUGGUCCUUGGUCGGCGCUGGAAUAUGGCUGUAUUGCGCGCGAAUCGCAUGCUCGCGGGGCACGAUUCCUACUUAGCUCUGUGCCCGCCGAGCUGCAGAUGCCCGCCGAUUUAGCGGCCACCCAAGGCUUGGAGGUGGAGCAGCGCAGUGUCGAAGAUAUUUUCGCUGAUAUCAAGGACCGCGUUUGCCUGCUGGAUCCUGCGGCUCAGGUUGAAUUGAGCCCAGCCGACGGGGAGAACUUUGAUGUCUUCUUGUUUGGUGGAAUCCUUGGCGACGAUCCCCCUCGAGACCGGACUUCGGAGCUGCGUAAAAAGGGCUACGCAGGCCGUCGUUUGGGGCCCAAGCAAAUGACCACUGAUACAGCGGUGCGAGUAACCCGUUUGGUGGUUCACGAGAAAGUGCCAUUGGAAGACAUUUCCUAUGUCGACUACCCUGAAAUCCAUGUUAGUGAACACGAACGCACUGAGAUGCCAUUCCGCUAUGUGGUUGAUGCUAAGGGCCAGCCCAUCAUGCCUGAUGGGAUGGUGGAUCUGAUUAAAAAGGAUGCGGACAAGGGUGUCGACGAUCUUUUCUGA
This is a messenger RNA of Penicillium chermesinum, 636 nucleotides long. RefSeq names its product SAM-dependent methyltransferase. Bases 1 to 636 code for a protein of 211 amino acids. The record is from RefSeq and is a predicted model, not a curated record. NCBI's taxonomy places the organism in Eukaryota, Fungi, Ascomycota, Eurotiomycetes, Eurotiales, Aspergillaceae. Gene Ontology annotation, molecular function: protein-arginine omega-N monomethyltransferase activity. The transcript has 5 exons. Gene Ontology annotation, biological process: peptidyl-arginine methylation.